This is a messenger RNA of Schistocerca nitens (vagrant locust), 681 nucleotides long. RefSeq names its product DNA-directed RNA polymerase II subunit RPB9 (gene RpII15). The coding region runs from base 84 to 476 and encodes 130 amino acids. Gene Ontology annotation, molecular function: nucleic acid binding; zinc ion binding; DNA-directed RNA polymerase activity. The record is from RefSeq and is a predicted model, not a curated record. Gene Ontology annotation, biological process: transcription-coupled nucleotide-excision repair; maintenance of transcriptional fidelity during transcription elongation by RNA polymerase II; DNA-templated transcription. NCBI's taxonomy places the organism in Eukaryota, Metazoa, Arthropoda, Insecta, Orthoptera, Acrididae. Gene Ontology annotation, cellular component: RNA polymerase II, core complex. The transcript has 5 exons.
GCUGGUAAACAAGCUCUGCUACUGCUAGGCAGUAGGGACUUACGGAGAGCACCAAGUAGUUGUGCAGUGAGUAACAGGAGAACAUGUCCAGAAUACCGGGGUACGAUACUCAUGAUGAUGGGCCAGGUUUCGUCGGAAUCAGGUUCUGCCAGGAAUGUAACAACAUGUUGUACCCAAAAGAAGACAAGGAAAACAAAGUACUUUUGUACGCUUGCCGCAAUUGUGAUUACAAGCAAGUAGCAGAUAGCAAUUGCAUUUAUGUCAACAAAAUUAUGCACGAAAUAGAUGAGUUAACGCAUAUUGUCUCUGAUGUUAUUUCCGACCCUACAUUGCCACGAACUGAGGAACAUCCCUGUCCAAAAUGUAAUCACAGAGAAGCUGUGUUUUUCCAGGCACAGACAAGGAGAGCUGAGGAGGAGAUGAGACUUUACUAUGUGUGUACAAAUACUCAUUGUACGCACAGAUGGACAGAGUAAAUAGUGAUUUGGAGGAGCUGUGCACCUUUACUUCACAUCAACUUGCACAGGAUAGUUGUGAAGUGCGGGUGCGUGUACAUGUGCGGGUGCUUGCAUGUGUGCACGCUAAAUAAUUGUAAUAUAAACUAUUUUUGUUGAGUGUGCUCUGCCUCAUUGCAUACAUUGUGAGUGGCUAUGUUUUUUUUUAAUUGUGUAUUGGUUGUUU